Molecule: messenger RNA, 2148 nt
Organism: Tigriopus californicus
Lineage: Eukaryota; Metazoa; Arthropoda; Copepoda; Harpacticoida; Harpacticidae
Product: acetylcholine receptor subunit beta-like 2
Exons: 13
Coding region: 119-2011 (630 amino acids)
Biological process (GO): monoatomic ion transmembrane transport; signal transduction; nervous system process
Cellular component (GO): synapse; neuron projection; postsynaptic membrane
Molecular function (GO): acetylcholine-gated monoatomic cation-selective channel activity; transmembrane signaling receptor activity
Source: RefSeq, a predicted model, not a curated record
CUUCUAGGCUUCAGUUUGCUACUUCCCCCCCCCCCAAAAAAAAAUAAAUCGAACAUGGUUUGGGACGGAACUCGGAAGUGAUAUUUGAGCCUUGAAAGAGAGUGACUUACAGCUAAAAAUGCAACUAUCCACAGUGUUAAUAUUUGGUUCCCUUGUCUUAGUCGGUUAUGUUGAGGCCAAUCCACAUGCCAAGCGGCUCUAUGACGAUCUAUUGGCCAACUAUAAUCGCUUAAUCUUGCCUGUUGCGAAUAACUCGGAAAAGCUAACCGUGAAACUGGGACUCAAACUGUCCCAAUUGAUCGACGUGGACCUGAAGAACCAGAUCAUGACAACCAAUGUCUGGAUUGAGCAAAAAUGGUUUGAUUACAAAUUGAAAUGGAAGCCUGAAGAUUACGGCGGAGUGGACACUUUGUACGUUCCUUCUCAACAUAUUUGGCUACCAGAUAUUGUCUUGUUCAACAACGCUGACGGAAAGUAUGAGGUGACUUUGAUGACCAAAGCCAGAUUAAAAUACACGGGCGAGUUGAUUUGGAAGCCGCCAGCCAUUUACAAGUCCUCGUGCAAAAUCAACGUGGAAUGGUUUCCUUUUGAUGAGCAAACGUGUGAUAUGAAAUUCGGCAGCUGGACCUACGAUGCCUUUCAGCUGGAUCUCAAACAUAUGGAUCAGUUGAGAGGUUCCAACAUCGUCAAGAUGGGCAUCGAUCUCACCGAGUUCUACGUCUCCGUGGAAUGGGACAUUUUGGCUGUUCCAGCCACUCGAAAUGAGGAAUACUACACCCCUCAAAGAUAUCAAGAAGAGCUCAAUCCUGCUUUGGAUGAAAACGGGAAUGCGUUGGAAUCAGAUGCUGAGGAUGAUCUAAUGGAGGGCGAGAGCAAGUCCAAACUUCUCACUGAUAUCACUUUUUACAUGACCUUGAGGCGGAAGACCUUGUUCUACACGGUCAAUCUAAUCAUUCCAUGUGUGGGGAUCUCAUUCUUGACAGUGUUGGUCUUCUAUCUACCAUCUGACUCCGGAGAAAAAGUUACGCUCUGUAUUUCCAUAUUGCUUUCGCUCACUGUCUUUUUCUUGCUUCUGGCCGAGAUUAUUCCUCCGACGUCUCUGGCUGUCCCACUUUUGGGCAAAUACCUUCUAUUCACCAUGAUCCUAGUUACGUUAUCCAUCACGGUGACCGUGGGUGUGCUCAAUGUUCACUUCCGAUCCCCUUCCACGCACCGCAUGUCGCCUUGGGUGAGGAAAGUGUUUAUACAAAUAAUGCCCAAGAUCUUGCUUAUGGAGCGGCCCAAAUACAUUCCCCGCUAUUCGGCAGAACCGGACAACAAAUUGAGUGUUUUGGAAGAGAGCUGUGGAUCGACCACAAAUACGCAUCGUUCAACGGUCAGCCGACGACAUUCCAACAAACCCAAUGGCCAUGCUGGCGGAUUGGAUUUGUGUAAAUUUGAAGAGCAUUCCGCAGGUUGCGACGAUUUGAAGGAUGAUUGCGCCUCGCAUUGCCAUCAUCACACAUUGACCAGAAGCACGUUGAGUCGGGAUGACAUCCCCUCCAGUAAUGGGAUCCAACUCCAACAGCAAUCGCCUUUCCAUAGCUCCAAUGUUACCACCCUCACCACUCACCAUGUGCAUCAUCACCAUCACCAUCAUCAUCACCAUCAUCAUUCGCAUUAUUCACCCACCUCACCUCCCGGAGGACACUCCCCCGUCAAGCACGACGACGACGACAUGUCCUCUCAAAAAUCAUCGGAAAUUUCCGAUGCGGAUGGGCGGAAACCUACGAGCCAAGUAGCGGCUGCUUUGAAAGGGGUGGAAUUCAUUGCUCAGCAUAUUAAGAAAGCGGAUAAGGAUCGCGAGGUGAUUGAGGACUGGAAAUUUAUCGCCAUGGUUUUGGACCGCCUCUUCCUCUGGCUUUUCACCCUGGCCUGCGUGGCUGGGACGGGUGGGAUCAUCCUCAGGGCUCCAUCCCUGUAUGAUAUGAGAACGGCCAUUGACACUGAGCAAUCCACCAUUUCAAAGUAAUUGAAGAUUGGAAAUUCAUUGCCAUGGUGCUGGAUCGCAUCUUCCUGUACAUCUUUACUUUCCUCUGCUUGGGAGGAACAUCUUGGAUCAUCUUGAGAGCUCCAUCCUUGUAUGACAUGAGGCCAGCUCUCGGAUAA